This is a messenger RNA of Dreissena polymorpha, 1851 nucleotides long. Its product is annotated as protein phosphatase 1 regulatory subunit 27-like. The coding region runs from base 311 to 934 and encodes 207 amino acids. NCBI's taxonomy places the organism in Eukaryota, Metazoa, Mollusca, Bivalvia, Myida, Dreissenidae. The record is from RefSeq and is a predicted model, not a curated record. The transcript has 4 exons. Gene Ontology annotation, cellular component: cytoplasm. Gene Ontology annotation, molecular function: phosphatase regulator activity; enzyme inhibitor activity; protein binding.
UUCGAUCGAGACGACCAGAAAAAUGGCUUCCUGCGUGACCGUUUUAACAAAUUGCGGUGAAAAGUUGCUGUAGCGAACCCUUAUAAAUAUAAACAUAUCUGUUUCGUUCUGUGACUUAUUUGAAUGUGUUUGUUCACGUUCGAACAUGCAACUAUCAGCAGAUACCUUUGAAGCAUGCUCAAUUUAACAACAUAGGGAAAAAUGACCAUAUUGGAUAGCCAACAACGAACUGCCCUUCACCCUGUAUCCAUCCGUGCUUGAUUUACAGAAAAUCAAUGGUGUUGAGCUGGUAUUGAGUUACAAGACAGACAUGGCAUGCAGAAGGUUCAUGACCUUCAUCUACAAAGAUCUUCAGAGUGUCACCGAUGAUCUUCUAAAGCAGUCGAGGGUGUUAGCUAUCAUGUUCGAUGGCGCCACAGAUGUGUCAGUUUGCGAACAUGAACUGGUGUAUGCAAGAGUGGUAAUAGAAGGGGUUCCUAUGUGUCUAUACGUUAGCAUGAAGGCGGUGGAGCAUGCACAUGCGGAAGGUAUACUGGGGACUAUCGAAGAGGCCAUGCCCAAUAUUGAUGGAAGGAAGGAGAAACUGAUAGCUACUGGGUGUGAUGGCGCCAGUGUCAAUCUGGGUAAAAGUCACAGUGUUACGGCUCUUCUUAAGAGAGAUAAGCCCCAGCUCAUUUCAAUGCACUGUGUGAAUCAUAGAUUGGAGUUAGCUGCGUUGGAUGCUCUUAGACAAAAAGAUGGAUCAGUUCUUGAAGACAUAAAAUCAGUUCUUCUUCAUCUCCACAAACACUACCACUAUUCUGCUAAAGCCUUACGGGAACUAAAAAGCUUGGAAGAAGCCAUGGAUGUGAAAAUGUUAAGACCUGCCAACUUGGAGGGUACACGCUGGAUGCCCCACCUUAGCAGAUCGCUGGCAAUUCUGUUGAAGCCUUAAACCAAUCUUGUAUUUGUUACACAUUUUGUAUACCAGAUGCUUUAGAUGCGUUGGAGACAGCUUGCCUCUGCCUGGUGGCAUUGGAACUUAGACUAGGUAAAAAUCUACAGGGAUUCAUUGAUGCAACCAGUGACCAGCUUACCUUCCAGGGUAUUCAGCUAACACCAUCUACAUCAUCUGAUGAACAACUUAAUGCAAAAAAAACGGUCUUGUGGACAUUCUCAUUGAUCAUAUCUCCAGUAGUAUGAAUGACCUAGACACCUCUCCUGUACUAAAAGCAAUGCAAGUUUUCUUCAUGGUUAACCUUCCUGACACUGAGUGGACCUUGCUACAUAUGGGGAAGACCAGGUCAAAACAUUGUGUGAACAUUUCAAGGUUGACUUGAAACGUAUGGGUUGUCAGUUGGAGCAUAUAACAAGUACAGAAUGGCCAGCUCUGAAAGCCCACAUGUUCAGAAAUAGAACACGUUCUACUGAUGUGAUGUUCAAACAACUGUUAACUGAUCAAAACUUAAAAAUCAGGUUUAAGAAUAUUCUUAUGCUUGUAGAAAUUAUUCUGGUUGUCCCUACUUCCAGUGCUAUUUGUGAGAGAGGAUUCUCAGCCAUGGCCAGAAUCAAGUCUGACUGGAGAGCAUCUCUUCAGCCGGAUAUGCUCAACUGCUUGAUGGCGAUCUCCAUCUCCGGACUAGCAGUACUAUAGGGGAGUAUAACUGGCCCAGAGCAGUUAACUUCUGGUACACCGGAGGACAGAGGCAACGUAGACCUGUGUUUGAUGACGAAGAUGUGGAAGAGAAUCUGAAUGACUAAUUAUUUCAUUAAUGAUCGAAUUUUGGGACAAAUCAACAUUAAGACUAAUUAGACUUGAAUUGCUGUAAUCAUUUUGUUAAAUGUGCAAAAAUAAAAAAAGGUUUUGUGGUG